AUGAGAAUGAUUUUCGAUCAAUGGGCUGACGACCAAGUGGAGUUCACUGCCACUGAUGCUUGGUUUGCUCGUCUGCUGGAGAAUCCCAACGAUGACAUAUACCUUCGUUAUGUGGGGAUGACGAAUGGUACAGCAAUGGAUCGACACGUUGAAGAAGCUCGUGGACAGGCUGGAGGGCUCCUUGGCAUGUUUUAUAACACCUUGCAGCGAGUGGAUCCAGCUACUUUCAACAAUGUCAACAUUUAUUACUUUUAUCGCACCACGGCCACUGAGAUGACCCAAUACACCCAACGCAUGCGAGAUAUGAAAAAGCAGAUCGUUAUCUCCUUUUUUGGUGUUGAAAACCUUCUCAACACGCGCUAUGGUGGCCAGCUUUCAUCAUAUCAACCAAGUCCACAUCAGAUGGAACGCCUAGAACGAUUUCGAUCAUGUUUCUUUUCAUUGUUUCAGCAACAUACAGCUGCACAACAAGACCAACAUGUAUUACAACCAUGGAUUGAGAGGCUGAUGAAUGAUGCGCUACACAGCAUGCAACAUGAUCUCUUGGAAAUGAUUUUCGAUCAAGCUCUACCUCAUACUGUUGGUGGUUACACUAUCCUUGUUCUUCUUGGUGCCGGUAUCACCAUCGCUGACUCUGGCAAUGCUCGAUCCUUUUUGGGUGGUGCUUCUGGAGCCGGUGAUCUUACACGAAGUAUUCUUACUCGAUUGGGUCGCUUGGAUAUCGAAGCUUAUCAUUUCACGCCCCAUCCAUUUCCAUUCGUCGACUUGUACCCUUGGCCCAACACAGUUGAUACAAGAGAUGCUGCUAUUGAACAACUUCAAACGUACAUGACAGCUGUACAACCCAUUGUCACGGUGUCGUUCUCAAGCUCUGUUACCAGCGUUGCUUUUGCCGAUUUUCUCCAUCACAAUGGCUUGACACUUCAAACAGGCAACCGAUACCUUCAAUAUGUUGGCAUUCCAAGACUUGUCGCAAUGCUUGAUCAACAAUGGGUGGAUAAUGAUGGUAGUGAUGCAACACGACAACAACGGCUCACCAUUUUGAUACCACAUAUCCAUCCUGGUUACGAGCGAUAUGGCGAACGUAGCAUUGAAUUACUUCGGCUUUUGGAUUUGCAACUCGCCAUCGCAACCAUCAUCGGUGAACUUGCCAUUACAUGCAUUAUCGAUCAUCCAGAAUUCACUCGCAACCAAGUGGUACAGCACGUAUGGCAGAUUAUUGAAAACAAUGAGUGCGAGAGGAUCGUUGCAGCUUUGUUUGAAUUGGAUGAGUUGAAAACGGCAAUCAACCAGCGACAAGAGCAACUUUUGGCACAACAACCACCUGCUGUACGACGAAUUGAGGCGGAUGUAGCACGACAACGGGCUCUUGGAAACAUCCAGCAUCAUGGUAUUGCCGAGGGUGCUCCACAUAGCCCACAGCGACAUCAACAACUCACAAGAUUGUGGCGACUCAACAAGCCAGCAUUACACAUCCAUAUCGGCCGUGAUGCAAUGGAGGAUUGGUUGAAUUGGGGACUCCAAUUGGUAGAAGGUGCAUCCUUUUUUGCCUCUGCUAUGCGACACGUGGGAAUGCGACGCCAUCAUCCUUUGCAUAACGCACUUCAACAAGUGGCACCACCAAAUGCGGAUCCUGAUGGGGAAUGGCUAAAUGAUCCAGAAGCUCUCGUUGCUGCAGUUCAAAGAUGGGGUGCCCUAAUGCGAGAUGUCUACGUUCCUCAUGAUUAUUAUUCUUCUGAAAAUCAACGACAGCGAGUGGCAAUCAGAUGGAAAAUGGCUGAUAACGAGCUUGAUUACACCGAGGUGCAGGAAGGUUGGAGCAUUUAUAUACCUCAAAUAUCGGCAGCUACAUUGAGAUGGCAAGAUGGGCAAGAACACCGCGACCUUCGGCUUACCUUUCCCAAGAGACUUAUUGAAGCUUCGGAUGAGCGACAAGAUUGUAUGCGAGUUUUACGUUUUUUGCCCAAUGGGAUUGGUUUGGAUGACAAGAGCGGCCAACCAGUCAUGUAUCAAGGAUCAACCACCAUUAUCACUCUUACGCAGCUCAAAGGAUUUCCUGAUCGAUUCCAUUUGAUGCGACUAUGGAUACAAGAACGAGUACGUUUAGGUGAUCAAAGUGCUUUGAAUCAGGCUGUUCGAUCCUAUGAACACAUACCUUCUUUUCAACGACGUCCUCCUCUCACAGUAACCCACGGCGACAAUAUCAAGCUGGAAUUCUUGCAAGGUCUAUAUCAAGGAGAUGCAUUGGCUCUUUUUGGCGAUUUUCUCGAUGAAGAGUUUCCAAAUGGUGGACUUGUUAACCUGGCAAAACCAGAAAACCAAGGCUUUUUUCAAGAUACCAUUCCCUUACAGCAGCGAUUCGCCACCUUUCUCGACAAGCAUCAUGACCACCCUCAUCACGACACAUGGGAAAAGUGGAACUCGGAUAUCACAAGAAAUGGCAAACAAUAUUGGCCCAACAUUCAAUUAUUGCGACCUGGGUCAGAAAGCCUGCCACCUGAGAAAAGAAACAUUCGGGGCGUAGGUGUCAGACAAUGCAAGAUUAUCGACAUUGCACCUAUACCGCAGCAACCUAUACCACGUCUUGAUGAUAUGCAAAGCCAUUGA
Messenger RNA from Lichtheimia ornata, 2607 nucleotides. RefSeq lists its product as uncharacterized. The coding region runs from base 1 to 2607 and encodes 868 amino acids. The transcript has a single exon. The record is from RefSeq and is a predicted model, not a curated record. Lineage: Eukaryota; Fungi; Mucoromycota; Mucoromycetes; Mucorales; Lichtheimiaceae.